Messenger RNA from Oppiella nova, 980 nucleotides. The record is from the annotation of a GenBank genome assembly. NCBI's taxonomy places the organism in Eukaryota, Metazoa, Arthropoda, Arachnida, Sarcoptiformes, Oppiidae.
AUGCCUUUUAAACGUGUUUGCAAUGUAUGGGUGCCUGUGAAGGGUCGGUGGCGUGGCUGUAGUGCUGUAGUGCUGGCCAUUGAGUGGCGUAUCCCUGAGUCUAAGGAAUGCUUCGCUGAGAGAUCGGCACAAAAGGAAGCGAUCGCUGCAAUCGCUGCCAAACCUAUGCAUACGUUCAGCGAAUACUGCAAUAUAUGGCAAUUUGUGGCAACAAUAACGUCGUCCACAACGACGACCACCUCAUGGAGAGUGCAUUGGUACAUCCCAAUUGAGUGCACUAUUGAUAUAAUGGCCACCAAUGGCUCAUCCAAUGUGUCUGAAGUGCGAACAAAUGGUCACCGAAUGGAGAGUUCGCUUCAGUCGAUAGUCAAUGAGUUCUUGUGUUCACAAUUGGCUCUCAAAGGAUACAAUUGGACUCCAGAGGAAGUGGUGCCAAACGGUGUCAACAGUGACUCUCAUAGGACUAAAAUAGUGGACGCGUUGAAGACAUUGGGCCACAAAUACGUGAACUUAUAUGAGGAACAGUUGGCUGCGAUGUGUGAGCGCCUGGAGUUGAGUCCCUCGACGGCGAUGACAACAUUCAACAGUGUGUCCAACGAGUUGUUCAUCGAAGGCAUCAAAUGGCAUCAUAUCAUCACUUUCCUGGUCUUCGGCGCCGAAUUCGCGUUCAAUUGCGUUCAAAACGGUUUCCCAAAUCUAGUGAAUGAAGUCUCGCAUUGGAUCACCACUUAUGUCACACAACACCUCAACCCAUGGAUCCGUGAUAAUGGGGGCUGGGAGUCUGUGAUCGAGUUAUCCGACGACAAAGUGGUUGCGGGACAGAAGAAACUGCUUUACGGAGCGGCCGGUGCUCUCGGAGUGCUAACUCUGGGACUGUUUCUGCGAAACUUUUCUUUCAAAUGAGUGAAGAACUCAUUUGCUCUCAAAUUUAAUUUAUACACAACUUUCCUAUCAGUUUACAAAUAAGUAUUCAAUCAUCU